Molecule: messenger RNA, 3555 nt
Organism: Medicago truncatula (barrel medic)
Lineage: Eukaryota; Viridiplantae; Streptophyta; Magnoliopsida; Fabales; Fabaceae
Product: protein WEAK CHLOROPLAST MOVEMENT UNDER BLUE LIGHT 1
Exons: 4
Coding region: 485-3244 (919 amino acids)
Biological process (GO): chloroplast accumulation movement; chloroplast avoidance movement
Cellular component (GO): cytosol
Source: RefSeq, a predicted model, not a curated record
AUUUCAUUUUUUUUUUCUGUUUCCUUUGUGCUUCUUUUUUCAAGGCACCAAGUUUUUUGCUUCAUUUUUUUUUGUUCUUUGUCUUUUCAAUUCCUUCCCUUGUCCACUCUUUGCAUGUCCAUGUUGCAAAAAAUUCAUAAUUAUUAUAGCCAAAAAAUUUCUGGUUUGCAAAGUUUGGAUUAGUAUUUAUAAAUCAUAGCUAGAGUUUGAUAUAAUUAUUUCUCAUAUGGUUUAACAAUUCUCUAGCAAAUUUGGAAUUUUUCUUAAGUUUUUGUUUUUUCUCUUGAUAUUUUUUAUAUCAGAAGAAUUGUCAACAAACCAUAUAAAAAUUGACUACUCUUCUUCCUGAAGAAUUUUCCCUGCAACAGGAGACAUCUCAACAUUUAACCUAUUAUGAUUAAGAAUUGAAAGCUUGCAGAAAGGGUCAAUGAAUAUGUCUGAAUUAUUUUAGAUACUUUUGGCACUCUCAAUUUCUUUUUAACCAAUGGAGGAAGUUGAAGACAAACCAACCUCCUCAAGAAAUGUCGAACCAAAUUCACUAGCAGAUGCUCCUCAAGAAAAUACCGAUAUAAUAACAGCUCCAACCGAUAAUCACUCUUCCAUUGAAGCUUCCAUCAACUCACUAGCUGAUAAAAAUAUAGUGGAACAUGACACUCAUUUUCAAGAGACUAAUUUCUCUGAAAUAGAAUCAAAGUCAACGCGUGCUUCUGAUGAGCAAUCUAUAGGACAAGAUGAACAUCUUCUCACAGAUGAUUCAAUUUCAACACCAAAAGAAGAAACAGUUCAUGAAAUAGAAGAAAACCACCUAGGAGCCAUAACUUCAGAUUCUGAACUUGAAGCUUUAGAAGAUAUACAAGAUGGUGGUUCAACUGUUACUGCUAACGGCGAUGUUGAUCAUAAUCUUAUGGAACUCUCAACAUCCUCUUCUGUAACAGAAGAUUUGCAGAUUGACCCUAAAGAUCGUCCUCAAACCGAAGUUAUUGAUGCUCCUCAAGAAAAUUUAGCCUCAACCUCAGAUGCUGAAGUUCAUGUAACAGAACAAAGUCACCAGGAACCUGUGGUUACAGAUUCUGAACAAGAAACUUUAGAUGAUAUUGUGAACAUGCAUAAGGAUGGUGGUUUUAGUGAUAGUUUUUUAGAUAAUCAGCUGGAUCUAACGGCUUCAUCUUCUGAAACAGAAGAGUUUCAGAAUGAUCACAAAGAACUAAAGGUAAAUCUGCCUCAAAUCAAGAUUCCUGAUGUUGCUGUUGGAGGUGCCGACUCACCUGCAAGUGAGAAGAAAAUUGCUGAAAAUAGAGGCAUAAUUGAUACGGCAGCUCCAUUUGAAUCUGUCAAGGAAGCUGUUUCUAAGUUUGGAGGGAUUGUCGAUUGGAAGGCUCAUCGAAUGAUAGCCGUCGAGCGAAGCAAGGAAGUAGAACAACAGCUUGAAAAAUUGUACGAGGAGAUUCCGGAGUACAGGAAAAGAUCGGAGGACUCCGAGCAAGAAAAAGUCCAAGUACUUCAGGAGCUUGACAGCGCUAAGAGACUAAUAGAAGAACUAAAACUGAGCCUAGAGAGGGCACAAACCGAAGAGCAUCAAGCAAGGCAAGACUCAGAACUUGCAAAGCUCAGAGUGGAAGAAAUGGAGCAAGGUAUUGCCGAAGAUUCCAGUGUGGCAGCCAAGGCGCAACUCGAGGUUGCCAAAGCAAGGUAUACGAGUGCCAUUACGGAGUUAACAUCGGUGAAACACGAGUUAGAUUCGUUGCGUGUGGAAUACGCUUCUUUAGUUGAUGAAAAAGGCGAAGCUAUUGACAAAGCCGAAGAUGCUGUUGCUGCAUCGAAGCAAGUAGAAAAGACGGUUGAAGAUUUGACUAUUGAGUUGAUUGCCACAAAAGAGUCUUUGGAAUCAGCACAUUCUGCACAUAUGGAAGCAGAAGAACACAGAAUAGGAACAGUCAUGGCAAGAGAUCAAGAUUCUCUCAAUUGGGAGAGGGAACUAAAACAAGAAGAACAAGAACUAGAAAAACUCAAUCAAAAAAUUUUGUUUGCUAUGGAUCUUAAAUCUAAACAUAGUAAAGCUUCUGCGUUGCUUCUUGAUUUGAAAGCUGAGUUAAAUGCCUAUAUGGAAUCAAAGUCAAACCAAGAAGGAGAUGAUGAUGAAGGAGUCUCAAAGGAGCAACUGGACAAGUCACAUAUUGAAAUGCAAGCGGCAGUUGAGUCGGCUAAAAAGGAACUUGAAGAAGUAAAGCUUGACAUAGAGAAAGCUACUUCUGAGGUAAAUAACUUAAAGGUGGCUGCAACAUCAUUAAGAUCAGAACUCGAACAAGAGAAAUCAUCGCUUGCCUCGAUUGGGCAAAGAGAGGGAAUGGCCUCGAUUACAGUUGCGUCUAUCGAAGUCGAGCUGAACAAAACUAAAUCGGAUAUUGCUUUUGUUCAGAUGAAGGAAAAAGAAGGCAAAGAGAUGAUCCUUGAGCUGCCAAAGAAGCUUCAAGAAGCGUCUGAAGAGGCAAAUAAGGCCAACUUGCUUGCUCGAGAAGCUUGCGAAGUGUUUAGGAGAGUAAAGGAGGAAGCAGAACAAGCCAAGGCCGGUGCUAGUACAAUGCAUAGUAGAUUACUUGCAGCUCAAAAGGAGAUAGAAGCUGCAAGAGCUUCAGAAAGGUUGGCAAUACAAGCAAUUAAAGCAUUGCAAGAGAGCGAGUCGGCUAGAAGCAACAACAAUGAAGUGGAUCCAUCAAAUGGUGUGAUACUAUCAGUUGAAGAGUACUAUCGUAUAACGAAACAAGUUCAUGAUGCAGAAGAAAGAGCCAAUUCGAGAGUUGCAACGGCAAAUUCUGAGAUCGAUAUAGCUAAGGAGACUGAAUUGAAAACAAUGGAGAAGUUGAAUGAAGUGAACAAAGAAAUAGUUGCUAGAAGGGAAUCAUUGAAGAUUGCUAUGGAUAAAUCUGAGAAGGCAAGGGAAGGAAAAUUAGGUGUAGAGCAAGAAUUAAGAAAGUGGAGAGCAGAACAUGGACAACGGAGAAAAGCCGGUGAAAUAGGCCAAAAUGUAGUAAACCAGAACAUAAACCAUAGUGGUAAACUUGAUCAAAAUCAUAGUGAAACUAUUCCUGUACAUUACUUUUCAAGUCCUAAGUCUUAUGUUCAUGCAAACAACGAAAAUGGAUCCUCGCCAGAUGUGAAAAGUGGAAAGAAGAAGAAAAAGUCAUUGUUUCCGCGAAUUUUUAUGUUCUUUGCAAGAAGAAAAGCACAUCCAACUCCUUCGGGGUAGUUACUUUUGAGAAACUACAGUGCUUUCUUAUAUUGCAGUAGUCUUCUGAACUACUCAUAUUUUCGAAGACUAUUGAAAGAGUAUACCAUACUUGUACAUGUUAGUGAUUUUGCAGUAUUGUGAAUGGUUUUCCACUAUGUGCUUUUUGAGGACAUGGAAGUAAGUUCGUCACCCUUGGUGAGUAAAGAGCAAAACACAAAAAAAGAUGUUUCUGUAUUGUGUAUAAGCCAUUGAAUUUCGGCUUCUGUAAAGAUCUUUGUGAGAUUUUACCAAAUCAAAGGUAUUUUUUGAGUUUGAGAUUUGAAGUAUUA